Messenger RNA from Trypanosoma conorhini, 1326 nucleotides. RefSeq lists its product as uncharacterized. The record is from RefSeq and is a predicted model, not a curated record. The transcript has a single exon. Bases 1 to 1326 code for a protein of 441 amino acids. NCBI's taxonomy places the organism in Eukaryota, Euglenozoa, Kinetoplastea, Trypanosomatida, Trypanosomatidae.
AUGUUCAACUCCACCGGGGUCGCUUCUCCCUCCCCGCAGUGUACUACCGCUGCCGGUGACACCGAUGGAAGGCUGAUCGUUCUGGUGAUCGGGGAACUUGCAACGUACUUGUGCCGCUCUGGCGAGACCCGCCCUUUCCUCGAGGACGGCCCCAUUUCCGAGGAAGUGCUGGGGUGUACUCUCGCACUCUCCUUAUCUUUAUCAGAAAGUGCUGCUUCACCCAAGCAGAAAAAGGUACUGCAGCUUGUUUCAAGGCUUCGCGAGCACGUGUUGGACCGAAACAUCCUUCUUGUUAUCCCGGCACAUGCUUCCUCCGAACACCGGGAAAGAACUGUGAUGUUUCUCUUUGCGAGGCUAGGGGUGAGAACAAUCAUAGUGCUGUCAGACCUUGUGGCCGACGCGUUUGGGGCGGGACUGCGGGACUCAAUUGUCCUUCAUGCGUCUCUAAGAGCGCUUUCCAUUGGUCGUGUAGACUCUGGCGUUACGGUGAAGUAUGCGGUCUCCGCUUCCGGUUCAUUACUUCGUCUUAUGGAACCCUCCGCAGCAAGGAAUGGGGAGUGCUGCGAUGAACAAAAGGAUGUAGGAAGGAAUGCUGGGAACUUCGAGGAUGCAAGAGAAGAAGAGAUGCCGGAGGAAGGCACAGUUAACGGAGAAGCGAGGAGUGGGAGUGACGCAUCGUCUCUCCUUCUGCGUCUGCCGUUAAGUGGCUCUUUCUCUCCGGCGGCGGCAGUCGUGGAUUUAUUGCACGAGCAAUACAGCGGGGCGCUCAUCUCCUACUUUGGGGAGGAGGUGUAUCAACGCGUGGUGUCAUCGCAGGAACCUCGAGGCGCGGGGAGGAAGCGCAGACGUGACGAGGCUAACGAGGGCGUGGGGUCAGCUGUCGCAAGAAAGAACGACCGCCUUCAGGGCAAACCAGGCGUCUUGAAGCGCCUUAUUGCCACCAUCGCGGGUGACGCGUCGUUGCCUGUGAUUGUGGCAGGGGAGGCGCUACGUCUUGCUCCAUUACUCCGCAACUUUCUUGAAGAGACUGUGCGUGCAUGCAGCGUCAAAUCUGCAGCAGCAGGGGCCUCAUCGUCGUCGUCUGCUUCUUCCUCUUCAUCCUUUACGAGUGACAGGAGUGAUGCUUCUAAAUCUUCCUCUUCGGAGGCCGCUGGUUUUCUUCAGCUUCAACCGUUUCCGCUGCAGGAGUCGCCAUGGAUGCUAUCUAUGUUGGGUGGUUCCUUGGUCUCGCAGUUGUCGUUGGGAGAACUGAGUAAACUGCGCAUCUCACGAGAUGAUGCGCUUUCUUCUAAAGGCGGCAUCAUUCACUGGCGUUCGGUGCUGUGA